Elgaria multicarinata webbii is the source of this 2631-nucleotide messenger RNA. RefSeq names its product zinc finger protein 300-like. The coding region runs from base 589 to 2631 and encodes 680 amino acids. The transcript is spliced from 7 exons. Gene Ontology annotation, biological process: regulation of transcription by RNA polymerase II. NCBI's taxonomy places the organism in Eukaryota, Metazoa, Chordata, Lepidosauria, Squamata, Anguidae. Gene Ontology annotation, cellular component: nucleus. Gene Ontology annotation, molecular function: DNA-binding transcription factor activity, RNA polymerase II-specific; RNA polymerase II cis-regulatory region sequence-specific DNA binding. The record is from RefSeq and is a predicted model, not a curated record.
CGCUCACUCGCAGGCCUGGGAUCAACAGCGAGCCUUGGUGGACGUCCUCCCCCCCUCCCCAAAUGAGGGAAGAGGCUUACUUGGAGGGAUCACCGUCAGCCACCUUGAACUUAGGUAACUGAAGGAGCACCAGACCUGGUGAGCUGACGUUUCCCUUGCAUCUCCAGAGAAAGACAAGUGCUUUGAGACCAUCCAGAGAGUUGAUGACAAGACCAUCCUCUGGGCGGGAAAAUGUUUGCGGUGGUGGUGUCUUCAGGGGUCUAAGUUCAGGCUAUCUUGGGACAAUAAAUGGCCCCAGGGUCAGAAGCAGGAAGUAUGACAAGCCAACCAUGAGAGGAAUCAGAACACACUGGAGAAUCUUCAGACACAACCAAAGCCCAGCUGUAGUCGGUCUGGAGUCCCAUAGAGUCUUCUAUUUGAAGGUGUCUUCUGUCUGAAGAGUUGUCCUGUCCAGGUGUGUGCUUUAAAGAUAAAAAACAGGAAGAACUGUGUCAAAUCAACAGUUCACCACUGGACAACAGACUGACCAGGCCUUCCUCUUCUGGGGCAUUUCACCCGUGGCCACCCUCAGUCAAAGCUCCUGACAAAAUGGAGACGUGGCGGCAGCGCUUCAGGGAGUUCUCCUACCAUGAGGCAGAGGGGCCUUCGUGUGUCUGCGCGCAGCUCCAAGGACUGUGCCACGCGUGGCUGAAACCGGAGCGGCACGGGAAAGAGGAGAUUCUGGACCGGCUCGUCCUCGAGCAGUUCCUGACCAUCCUUCCGCAGAACAUGCAGAGCUGGGUCAGGAAGUGUGAGCCGGAGACGUGCUCUCAAGCGGUUGCGGCCGCCGAGCAUUUCGUGUGGCUUCUGAACCUGCAGGGGCUGGUGAGCUUCGCAGACGUCACGAUUCGGUUCACUGAGGAGGAAUGGACUCUACUGGAUGAGGGCCAGAAAGUCCUGUAUCAGGACGUUAUGCAGGAGAACUGUGAGAACGUGGCGUCCCUGGGUGGGCACACUGUGCAAGUGAUCAAAGAGGAGAACUCUUCCUGGGAGGGCGAGUUACCACAGGGAUCCCUCCCAGAGGCCAUUCACUCGAGGGCCAAGACCUGUGAUGAUGGGCCCGAGUCAGAGAACUGUCUGAGCAUAACGUCCGAAAAGAGGAAUGGAGAUCCCUCUCCUGGUGAAGGUGGUUUCAUGGCCUUGGAUCUAGGUGGGCACACCGUGCAAGUGAUCAAAGUGGAGAGCCCUUCCUGGGAGGGCGAGUUACCACAGGGAUGCCUCCCAGAAGCCAUUCACUCGAGGGCCAUGGCCUGUGACGACGGGCCCAAGUCGGAGAACCGUCUGAGCAUAAAGUCCGAAAAGAGGGACGGAGAUCCCACUCCAGGGGAGUGGUUGGUGAGUAAGAACAAAGAUGAGGCUCGUCAGUGGGACACCUCUGAGCAAGGCCAACUGCAUGAAGCACCAAAGGAAGCCCCCAAAGAAAAUGUUUCCCAAAGUCGCAAACAGAAAAAGGCCACUGGGCCCAAGAGGCAAGAGGAAAGCAAGCCAGGGAGGGGGGUGGCUAAAUUAAUUCCUUUUGGAGAAAGCAGUGAAGAUCACAGCAUGAUCUCAGGCCCAGAGGGAACCUGCGAAAAUGAGAUAAAAGUUACAUUAACGGAAAGCGUAGAGGCCGUGAAUGUCGCUGCACGUCAGACCCGGAAUGAAAGGAAGAUCUACACCUGCUUAUACUGCAGGAGAGGUUUCAGCUUUAAAGGGAGCCUUGUGAAGCACAUACGGCUUCAUACAGGAGAGCAGCCUUACAGGUGCUUGGUGUGUGGGAAAAAGUACAAUCAGAAAUGUGACCUUCUUUCACACGAGCGAACCCACACAGGAGAGAAGCCUUAUACAUGUGCAGACUGUGGUAAGUCUUUCAGCUUGAGCAACAACUUUAGAAAACAUCAGAAAAUCCACACAGGAGAGAAGCCCUAUAAAUGUACGGGCUGCGGAAAGUGUUUUCACCAGAAAGAUAACCUCGUUCAACACGAGAAAACCCACUCGGAGGAAAAACCAUUUAAAUGCUUGGAAUGUGGCAAAAGUUUCCGACGGAGACCGAUCCUUAUUUACCACAUGAGAGUCCACACAGGUGAGAAACUGUAUGAAUGCCCAGUCUGUGGGAAAUGUUUCACUCAGAACUCACUCCUUACAAUACAUCAGAAAAUGCACACAGGAGAGACUCCGUAUAAAUGCUCAGAGUGUGAUAAGAUAUUUUCACAUAGAUGCAAACUCAUUGCCCAUGAGAGGACCCACACAGGGGAGAAGCCGUAUAAGUGUUCAGUCUGUGGGAGAGGCUUCUGUCAGAAAAGCCAACUUGUUGUACACUGGAGAAUUCACACAGGCGAAAAACCACACACGUGCCCAGAGUGUGGGAAAAGGUUUACAACAAAGUCUCAGCUCAAACAACAUCAGAAAACGCACAGUGGAGACAAACCAUAUACGUGUUCAGACUGUGGGAAAAGCUUCUAUAAUAAAAAUAGCCUUGUUGUUCACAUGAGAAUCCACACAGGAGAGAAGCCAUACAAAUGCUUAGUCUGUGGGAAAAGUUUCACUCAGAAAGGAAGUCUCACUGCACAUGAGAGAACCCACAGAGCGAAGGAAGCACGGAAAGUGAGGUAA